Messenger RNA from Phycodurus eques (leafy seadragon), 1916 nucleotides. Its product is annotated as reelin domain-containing protein 1-like. The record is from RefSeq and is a predicted model, not a curated record. Lineage: Eukaryota; Metazoa; Chordata; Actinopteri; Syngnathiformes; Syngnathidae. Gene Ontology annotation, molecular function: oxidoreductase activity, acting on metal ions. The transcript is spliced from 4 exons. Bases 1 to 1590 code for a protein of 529 amino acids.
AUGGCGUCCCCCCUGCUUUAUUUGGCGACGACCGUGAUCUUGUCAUGCGCUGUCGCCGCGUUCUCUCGCGGCGCCGGUCCCGCUUCCUGCCAGACGAUGAGUCCGGGUCACAUCCGGGCCCAACCUCAGGACCCGAAGCAGAGCCACGUCACCAUUCGCACGUCGCUGCGCUCGUAUCUGCCUGGACAGCUGGUUACAGUGACUGUUCGAAGCUCUCGGGACUUCAUGGGCUUCCUGCUGCAGGCCCGCAGUGGUGUCGAUCCCGAAGCGGGGGCGGCCGCAGGGUCUCCCGCGGAGGGUCCGGUUCUGGUGGGCGGCUCCUGGACCCUGGCUCCGCCCGGGACCCACACGCUGCGCUGCCUGUCAGAGGGCGACACGCUCACCCACUCGGACAAACAGCUGAAGCGGAACCUGUCGUUUGUGUGGCGGGCUCCCGAUGCACCCGUGGGAGACGUUCGCUUUUAUAUCACAGUGGUCCAGUCCUACUUUGUUUAUUGGGCGGGGAUUAAGUCUGCAGUGGUGCGUGACGGGAGUCGAAGUCUUUGGACUGGGAGAAACACAACAGGAGCAGAGCGAGAAAGAGCAGUUUUUGGUCUCCGUGAUGAGAACUUGACCGCAGUGCCAGCAAGCCGCAAAGCUCCUCUUGACGUCUCUGAAGACACAACCACACAGCCAUCUUUUACACGUUCCUCCAGCCAAGAAAAAAAGUCUCCUGGAUUUUCUGCUCUCCCAAAUCCUCCUCCCAAAUCGAUCUCGAUCAUUCUGUCCUCCCCUUUCCAAAUGGUGUCCUCCUCAACAUCUUCAACAUUUCUCAUGAGCGGUGUCAUCAAUUCUCCACCAUCAGCUAGGCUCUCUUCUUCCAACCCAGGAACAGGGAGUUCCCUCUCUUCUUCUACCACCACCAGGUCUCCAGCUGUCCCCUCCUCCUCCUCAUCAUCAUCCUUCUCCACCAAAGCAUGCGUUCCUUCAACUUCUCACCCUUCUCCCUCCAUUCCCACCUCAGUGGGACCCUCGUCUUUGAUUUUGCCUACCCGUUCUUCCUCCCAGGCAACCUCCCCGCAUCCAGGACCUUCUCCGGCUCCACGUCAAUCUGACGACAACCGCCCCUCAAUACCUCCCCCGCCUUUUCCAUCCCCAAGACAGAUCCGCGUUGCGUCGUCUGAUCCCAAACAAAAGCGUAAGCCAUCAACCUCCAGCCGCAAACUCCAAUCCAACAUCGGGGGUGUAUUAAAACCAAAGUCAGCAAAGCCAGAUACCAAGCUUCCCUUCAAUCCCUCAAAAAGUCCAGGCAUGGAGGGCAAGUACCCCGAAACUGUGCCUAGGCAUAGCUCUUGGGAGCUGGGAAUGCUGCUGGGCUGUUCGGCCGGCCUGGGGAUGGCGCUGGUGGUCGGCGUGCGCUACGUGUACCGACAGGCCUGCGGGAAACGCACCGAGGUGACCCUGAACGACCGGGAGAGAGAUUACGGGAGAGGCGAGCGACGGAUGAUCCAGGUUCAGGAGUGUGGCGAUUUGGUCCGAGUCCGCCGAAUCCGAGAGAACAGCCUUGUGCUUCUUGCCGAGUACGACAUAUUAGCAUCGCCCGGAGACUGAAACGUAAUGCGAUGUUAGACACAGACACUUUCAAGACUCAUUUAUUUCCUUUUCUGAAAAUAGAUGGACAUUUUGGAUCAUUUCUGUAAACCUGCGAUUAAAAAGACAAAAUGGCAGUCGCGGAGAGCCACAAAACGUUCAAACUCUUUGGUUCCAGUAAACAUUCAUAGCUUGGGACAACUCGGGUCUUAGUGUUCAUGUUGUGUCGUCGUCACUUGGGUUGAACAUCCAAGGCUUUAGGUCAUAUGAACUACAACCUAUUCUAGCAAAAAUCAAGACUAUUGUAACCCAAGUUCACAUUUCCCGUCAGUGGAAGCUGGAAUAGC